Protopolystoma xenopodis is the source of this 330-nucleotide messenger RNA. The record is from the annotation of a GenBank genome assembly. Lineage: Eukaryota; Metazoa; Platyhelminthes; Monogenea; Polystomatidea; Polystomatidae.
AUGGCAAAGCUCACUGAUGAUGCCUACUACGAUGCCGGCGAAACGUCUGAGAAUGUAUCAAGUCCACGGUCAGAUGCUAGGAAUCAAGACAACUACUAUGGCAGACACGAGGCCGGCGAAACGUCUGAGAAUGUAUCAAGUCCACGGUCGGAUGCUAGGAAUCAAGACAACUACUACGGCAGACGACUUCGCGAUGCCGGCGAAACGUUUGAGAAUGUAUCAAGUCCACUGUCAGAUGCUGGGAAUCAUGACAACUACUAUAGCAGACGACGUCCACUGUCAGAUGCUGGGAAUCAUGACAACUAUUCGGCAUGCCGGCGAAACGUUUGA